Rubroshorea leprosula is the source of this 1220-nucleotide messenger RNA. NCBI's taxonomy places the organism in Eukaryota, Viridiplantae, Streptophyta, Magnoliopsida, Malvales, Dipterocarpaceae. The record is from the annotation of a GenBank genome assembly.
UUCCUAUCCAUCGCCCGGCACCAGCAUUUGUAGAUUUAGACACAAAGCUAGCUAUUUUUGAAACUGGUAUUAAGGUAGUAGACCUUUUAGCUCCUUAUCGACGUGGGGGCAAGAUUGGUUUGUUUGGUGGGGCUGGUGUAGGCAAAACAGUUCUUAUUAUGGAACUGAUUAACAAUAUUGCGAAAGCUCAUGGCGGUGUUUCCGUUUUUGGUGGUGUAGGUGAACGAACAAGAGAAGGAAACGAUUUGUAUGCUGAAAUGAAAGAAUCGAAGGUAAUCAAUGAAGAAAAUCUUUCUUCAUCUAAAGUUGCUUUAGUUUAUGGUCAGAUGAAUGAGCCACCAGGCGCACGUAUGCGUGUAGGUCUAACAGCUUUAACGAUGGCUGAAUAUUUUAGAGACAUUAGUAAACGUGAUGUACUUUUAUUUAUUGACAAUAUCUUCCGUUUUGUACAAGCGGGUUCAGAGGUUUCUGCGUUGUUAGGACGUAUGCCAUCUGCUGUUGGAUAUCAACCGACAUUAGCAACAGAGAUGGGUGGUUUACAAGAAAGAAUUACAUCAACAAAAGAUGGAUCAAUCACUUCAAUUCAAGCAGUUUAUGUACCUGCUGAUGAUUUGACUGACCCAGCACCAGCUACUACAUUCUCGCAUUUAGAUGCCACAACCGUUCUUUCACGUGCUCUUGCAUCAAAAGGUAUUUAUCCAGCGGUAGACCCAUUAGAUUCAACGUCUACGAUGUUACAACCUUGGAUUGUAGGAGAAAAACAUUAUGCCUGUGCACAAGAUGUUAAGCAAACUCUACAAAGGUACAAAGAGUUACAAGACAUUAUUGCGAUUUUGGGGUUAGAUGAAUUGUCCGAAGAGGACAGAUUGAUCGUAGCACGAGCAAGAAAGGUAGAACGUUUCUUGUCCCAACCCUUCUUUGUUGCUGAAGUAUUUACAGGAUCACCAGGCAAAUACGUUGCUUUAGCAGAAACAAUUCAAGGGUUUAAUUCAGUUAUUUCUGGCGAACUUGAUGACUUGCCUGAACAAGCGUUUUAUCUUGUUGGAAAAAUUGAUGAAGCUAUUGAAAAAGCUGACAAAUUAAAACAAUCUUAAGCCACCUUUCUAGGUAGUAACAAAUCUACUUACAAACCGUAUGGCUUUCGCUACUACAAGUACAAAGCAAAGCUUUGUAAGAAGAUUUGUCAGAAAGUUUGCUUUCGCUACUACAAGUACAAAGCU